Phodopus roborovskii (desert hamster) is the source of this 510-nucleotide messenger RNA. Its product is annotated as CD209 antigen-like protein C. Lineage: Eukaryota; Metazoa; Chordata; Mammalia; Rodentia; Cricetidae. Bases 198 to 485 code for a protein of 95 amino acids. The record is from RefSeq and is a predicted model, not a curated record. The transcript is spliced from 5 exons.
UGUCCUGUUCCCAGCAGCCAAUCUAUAGUGAAAUAACAGAGGUGAAAGCUGAAAUCAGAUGUGCAAGACAUGGCCUGGUCCCCCUAGUGCUACAGCUGCUUUUCCUCAUCCUCUGCUCCGGGGUCCUUGUGGCAUUCCUUCUCCAAGCUCCAAAGGUUCCCUGCACCCAGGAUCAGGAGGAGAUCUACCAGAAGCUCAUGCAGCUGAAGCCUAGAGUCGACAGCCUAUGCCGUCCCUGCUCUUGGGACUGGAUCGUCUUCCAUGGAAACUGCUACUUCUUCUCCAUAACUAAACGUAACUGGACUGAUUCCCUCAUUGCUUGCCAAGAAGUAGGGGCCCAACUAGUCAUCAUUGAAAGUUACGAGGAACAGGAGUUCCUACAGAAGAUGUAUAAGAUUAAAGGCUGUCUCUGGAUUGGGCUGUCAGACAUGAAACAUAAAGGUUCAUGGCAGUGGGUUAAUGGUUCCUCUUUGUCUCCCAGGUAGAUCAAAAAACAAGGGCAAAAUGAGG